Messenger RNA from Gavialis gangeticus (Gharial), 1481 nucleotides. RefSeq names its product TBC1 domain family member 10A (gene TBC1D10A). The record is from RefSeq and is a predicted model, not a curated record. The transcript has 8 exons. Bases 285 to 1481 code for a protein of 398 amino acids. NCBI's taxonomy places the organism in Eukaryota, Metazoa, Chordata, Crocodylia, Gavialidae.
CACUGCUAGGAAGGAGGGCUGGUAACAGGUGAAUUGGUAGGGAGGAAUGGAGUCACAAAGGGUCUUGAAGGGGUUUUGAGGGCUGUUCUACAUAGAGGCCCAAACACCCUUGCAGUGGUGGUAAACCUGCCUGUCCUUGGCCUGACUGGGUCAAAGUCAAACUUUAGAUACUUCCUCACAGGUUGGGGUCCUUUCCUACUGACUCCUCUCUUGUCUCCUUUUCCCCUAGACUGGAGGAGGUGCCGCUGGAGGUAUUGAGGCAGAGGGAGUCCAAGUGGCUGGACAUGCUCAAUAACUGGGACAAAUGGAUGGCCAAGAAGCACAAGAAGAUCCGGCUGCGCUGUCAGAAGGGGAUCCCGCCUUCUCUGCGGGGCCGGGCAUGGCAGUACCUCUCAGGAAGCAAGGUCAAGCUGGAGCAGAAUAUUGGCAAGUUUGAUGAGCUGGAUCUCUUGCCCGGGGAACCCAAGUGGCUGGAUGUGAUCGAGCGGGAUCUCCAUAGGCAGUUUCCAUUCCAUGAAAUGUUUGUCUCACGGGGCGGCUAUGGGCAGCAAGACUUGUUCCGAGUGCUGAAAGCUUAUACGCUGUACCGGCCAGAGGAGGGCUACUGCCAAGCCCAAGCACCCAUCGCAGCUGUCCUGCUCAUGCACAUGCCUGCUGAGCAAGCAUUCUGGUGCCUCGUGCAGAUCUGUGAGAAGUACCUUCCUGGCUACUACAGUGAGAAACUGGAGGCAAUCCAGCUAGAUGGGGAGAUCCUCUUCUCGCUGCUGCAUAGAGUCUCUCCUGUGGCCCACAAGCAUCUGAGCAAGCAGAAGAUCGACCCAAUCCUCUACAUGACGGAGUGGUUCAUGUGUGCAUUCUCCAGGACCCUGCCCUGGAGCUCUGUCCUGCGUGUCUGGGACAUGUUCUUCUGUGAAGGGGUGAAGAUCAUAUUCCGGGUUGGCCUGGUCCUGCUCAAACACACGCUUGGCUCCUCUGAGAAGCUCAAGUCUUGCCAGGGACAGUAUGAAACCAUGGAGAGGCUGCGGACUCUGAACCCCAAGAUCAUGCAGGAGACUUUCCUGGUGCAGGAGAUCAUAGAGCUGCCAGUGACAGAGCGGCACAUUGAACGUGAGCACCUGAUCCAGCUGAAGAAGUGGAAGGAGACUCAUGGGGAGCUACAGUACAAGUCUCCCCCACGCUUACAUGGGGCUAAGGCCAUCAGCGAAGCGGAGCCACACUCCCACCAAGCCCUGGGGUCCAGGCCUUCCAUCAUCCUGCCAACUGAUGCCCCAGUCCCAUCCAAGGGCAACAAGAAUAAGCUGCAGAAAGAAAAGAAACAGGACAAAGGGAAAGGUAGCCCUGGCAAUGGGCUUAUCCCUAAGGAGAAUGGCACCCCUGCCUCCCCUGAGCCCCAGACUCUGCUGAAGCAUCCUGAGGUCUCCCUGCAUCACCAGUCAAAGGAGAGCCUGACCUCCCGGGAGAGUGAGGACACCUACUUGUAA